CAAAGUGGAUAUGAUUUCUUAUCUUCCCCAUAUAAACUCCCAUUCCCAUUUCUCACCCUCAAACAAUCAUCAACUUUUCAGUCUUCCACCCGAAAAAAUGGACACUCUAUCCCUCACUCCUCACCUCUCCCGCCUUAAACUCACCCUCCCUCCGGCCUCGCCACCACCCAGUUUCCUCUCUCCUCGCCCUCUCCUCCUUCGCCACCGCUCCCUCACUUUCUCUCUCUUCGCUGUCCAACCCCAACAACAACCACCCACCACCACAACCUCCUACGACUCCUAUAACGAAGACGAAUCCUACGGCGAAGUUAAUCGUAUUAUUGGCAGCCGUGUUUCCCCUAACUCACCAACCACCAUGGACUACCUCGUCGAAUGGAGAGACGAGCACGCCCCUACCUGGGUCCCCUCCAACUACAUCGCUAGCGACGUCGUUUCAGAGUACGAAACCCCUUGGUGGACUGCCGCCAAGAAGGCCGACGCUUCCGGGCUCGAGAACAUCCUCGCCCAGCCCGAGUCAGCCCGAGACGUCGACGCUGUGGACUCCGAUGGGCGCACAGCCUUACACUUCGUCUCCGGGCUUGGGUCCGAACCGUGCGUCGCCCUCCUCGCCUCGUACGGCGCUGAUGUCAACAAGAAGGACGUGACAGGUGGAAGCCUCACACCACUCCACAUGGCAGCGGGAUACGCGAGGCCUGACGCCGCGCGCGCUCUCAUCGAAGCCGGCGCGGAUUCUGAUUUAGAAGACGACAAGGGACGCACACCGUUGGAUCUGGCGCGGGAAAUCCUAGCCGUUACUCCAAAGGGGAAUUUAAUGCAAUUUGGAAGAAGAAUGGGGUUGGAAAACGUAGUGAAAAUAUUAGAGGGAGCCAUUUAUGAAUACGCAGAAGUUGAGGGGGUUUUGGAGAAAAGAGGAAAAGGUGAGAAUUUAGAGUAUUUGGUGAAAUGGAGAGAUGGGGGAGAGAAUGAUUGGGUUAAAGCUGGGCUUAUUGCAGAGGAUUUGGUGAGAGAUUUUGAAGAUGGACUUGAGUAUGCCGAGGCCCAAGGCGUGAUCGGGAAGAGAGUUGGAGAUGAUGGCGAAAGAGAGUUUUUGGUGAAAUGGGUUGAUUUUGAGGAUCCCACAUGGGAGCCUGAGGCGAAUGUGGAUCCUGAUUUGAUCAAGGAUUUUCAAGACUCCGAAAAUAAUAGUACUAGCAAUAGUAACUCGAGUAUUGGCACUUGAUUCUUUUGGUUUUCGAAUGUAGUGUAUGAUUGUGUAUUUGAGUCAAACGUACUUAAUUGUAGAAAAUAGAGAAGCAAAGACAUUAAUUAUAUUUUUGAAACCAAAUUUGUCAAAAUAAAACAAGACAAAACAUGAUUACAUUUUGAGUUUUCUA
Spinacia oleracea (spinach) is the source of this 1373-nucleotide messenger RNA. Its product is annotated as signal recognition particle 43 kDa protein, chloroplastic. The record is from RefSeq and is a predicted model, not a curated record. The coding region runs from base 11 to 1219 and encodes 402 amino acids. The transcript has a single exon. Lineage: Eukaryota; Viridiplantae; Streptophyta; Magnoliopsida; Caryophyllales; Amaranthaceae. Gene Ontology annotation, molecular function: protein binding.